AUAGAAUUUAAAAAAUGGAACCAAACAGCAGCUCUAAAAGCUCUGGCAAAGGAGAUGACCUCAUCGAAAAGUUCUACCAAGAUAUGAAGAAAAACAACGCCAUAGAGCUAGACUAUCAUGAAGAAGAUAAGUUUGACGAGCAAAAUCAUUCAGGAACAGAGCAAAGCCCAGAAAGAGUCCUCAGCGUCGAUUCUGAUUUCGAAGAUGAACACGAGGAAGAGACAAAGGAGGAACUUAAGAUCGCUCAUGGCGAAUUCCAAGAUGACAAUAAUUAUGAUAAUGUACUUCAAGAGAUGAUAGAUUUAGUCGAGAAUAAACCUAAGUUACCAGAUCAGCAGUCAUGGGAGGAUGAACCUCCUGUAGAAAAUCAUAUCGAGCUUUAUUCAAAUGAAUACAAGCCGAAGAAGCGAAAGAAAAUUAAGCUAGAACUUCUUGAGCCAAUGACUAACCCAGAGUUCACAGUGUUGAACAGAGAGCAUCCACAUCCAUCUUCUAUAUUUUGUAAAAUUAGCAAAAUUGAUAAAGACUCUUUAUACGAUACUGUUGACAAAAAGAACAAAACUAGAUUUUCGAAUUUACCGAAGAAGGCACCUAAGGGAAACCUUCCUGUCACAUUCCAUAAGAAGAUAAAAUCUUCAGGAUAUGGGACUAAACCUGAAGCACUGAAAUAUAGCAAGACAAAGCAGAAGAAGAAGCCUGAGUCGAAGCUAUUCGUCACUAGGGAUUGAUACACAGCUCCUUGCCCAGCAGAGAUCCCUGAGGAGACUAGCUUUCUGUGUAAGAAUCCAACCCAUACAAAGCCUGUGACUAAGAUCCAGUAUAGUAAUAAUGGAGGCUUAUUGGCCUCUGCUGGGCUAGAUAUGACUAUUUCGGUGCUAAAAGCGCCAACAUUCAUGGACAGUUAUAGUACUUCAAACUUCUCUGGUCAUGAUGCUCGAGUAAAUUCAUUAGAUUUCUCAACCAAAGAUGAGUACCUUCUUUCCUCAUCAGCUGACAAAUCAGUAGUAAUGUGGUCAAUCGACUUUAAGAGAGGAAAGAAAGCUCUAGUGAUCAACAGAGUCAACAGUAGCCUUUCUGAUGAUGCCAAUGCUUAUAAAAAGAAGGCUGAGAAGGAGAACCCUGAGUUUAAACAUGAGAUCAAGAAGGCUGCCUUUUACUACAACGACAGAUUUGUCACACUUUGAUCAGGAAAUUCAUUGUAUUUUAACAUUUAUGAACUUUCUAAUAAGAAUUGUAAGGAUGACAUCAAGAGGCUCCAGUCUAAAGGAGCUUACAAGAUGGUGCAGAAAUAUGAAAAUCCUGAAGCCCACAGCAUUGUGUCUUAUACCCUUCAUAAUGACUUGAAAUCACACUUAUGCAUCUUGGGUUGCUCAAAUAAGGAACUUAUAGUGUACGAUGUGAACUACAAUAAAGAAGUCAGCUCAACUUUUGAUAGUGAAGGAAAUCAGAUUACUUCUGGAUUCCCUGAUCUUCAUGAUAAAAUGAUCCAUACUUUGGAAUUUUUCAAGGGAAAUAACAGAGAUGAUCCAAACUGUUACAACCUGUUUAUGACAUCAAGUACAGAUAAUUUCAUCAGGGUAUGGGACAUCCGAAGUUGCCAGCCGGUCAGAGAGUUCAAUAGCCAUGUUAACAGAGGGAACCCCAUCGGAUGAGGGAUUUCAAAUUGCCUUAGAUACCUUAUAACUGGCUCUGAGGAUCGAGCGGUCUAUAUCUAUGAUUUAGGUCAAGGAAAACUCCUUGAAAAGACAAAGAACUCCGAUCAUCUUGAUAGCGUCUGAGAUAUCUCUAUAAACCCUAAUUAUUAUGAAUGGGCAACAGGAUCAUAUGAUGGACAUGUCAGAGUUUAUAGACACCCAUCUAAGAAGAAAAAGGCAACUACAAAGAAUUAUGGAGGUGGAGGCAUGAGGACCUCCAGCGCUGCUCAAAAAGCUCCCAAGCAAAGGACCUCACACCAAGCUACAAGAGUGAUGGAUCGGGAUGCAUGGUAGAAUCUGAUAAUAUCUUAAUCCGGCGUUCAAUUCUAGGC
This is a messenger RNA of Moneuplotes crassus, 2026 nucleotides long. Lineage: Eukaryota; Ciliophora; Spirotrichea; Euplotida; Euplotidae. The record is from the annotation of a GenBank genome assembly.